AUGUCAGUGCUGCGAGCUCAGGAUCAGAAGCAGGUGGCCGAAUUGGCCGAGCAGUUCAAUCAAUUCUAUCUCCAAAUCACUCUGCCGCAUGUAUCACAAAUCGGAAACUAUAGAAUCAUCGAAGAAAUCGGAGAAGGAGCUUUCGGCAAGGUUUACUUGGCUCAGCAUCUAAUUCUUAACACUCUGGUGGUGCUAAAGUGUGGAGCUGUUGAUGACCCUAACAUUGUCAGAGAGAUCUAUUACCACCGCCAGCUUCGACACAAGAAUAUCGUCAAAUUGUAUGAGGUGAUCAAGACAGAAACCCACUUGUGGAUGGCUCUCGAGUACUGCGAGGGUCUGGAGCUUUUUUACUACAUCUACGAGAAGAGACGUUUGAACAUCGACGUGUGUAGGCACUUGUUUUAUCAAAUCGUUGACGGAAUCAAGUACGUGCAUUCGCUCAACCUUUCCCAUCGGGACUUAAAGUUGGAGAACAUUUUGUUGGCUGACAAGCGGAAAACUGUGAUCAAGCUCACAGACUUUGGAUUUGUGCGUGAAUUUAACCCUAACAAACGUCAGUUCCUCUCCACAGUUUGUGGUACAACUGCUUAUAUGGCACCAGAAGUUUUGAAGAACGAGAAGUAUUCCGGUUUUGCUGUGGAUAUCUGGUCCUUGGGCGUGAUUUUGUAUGCCAUGGUUUAUGGUGAGCUUCCAUUCGACGAAGAUGACGAUCUUAGGAACAAGUACAAGAUUAUCAACGAAGAGCCCGUGUACAACGAUACUGUGGCUCCAGACAUCAUUCAUCUACUAAAACGCAUGCUUAACAAGGAUCCAUGGGUACGGCCCAGUCUCACCGAGAUCUUCAACUCGACAUUUUUGAUCGACAUCACCAACAAGAAACUGGAGCAGCGCAACUCCGUCUACAACGAUGCAGAGUCCAUCAUCUCCAUCAGCCAACACUACAAGAUGAACGCCAUGCCGUUUCUGUCCAAGACUGAGAAGCAUCUUCUCAAGAAAAUGCAGAAGAUGAAUGUGGAUUUGGACUCCUUACAAACGGCGGUGUUCAGUGGACAGACGAACUCGCUCACGGCGUUCUAUGAAUUGGCCCUCACACAAGAAUUCAAGAAGAAGAAGGACCGCUACUUGAAGAAGAAGCGCUACUUUGAGGCCAAAAGGCUGUUGAAGAAGUCAAGGAACAGAGUCAGGAGCGCGUUGUCGUUGUCAGAACAAAACACAUCAGCGCCGCCUCUUGAGCGUAUCAUUUCCACACUCAGUUUGUCGUCUCGUCCAGAUCAUUCGGCCAGUCGUGUGAGCUUGAAUAGAAGAUCUACAGAAGAGCACCGAAAACCCCCUAGCAUUCGCAACUCCAAUCAGCCAUCGUCACGGAGAAUCUCACUGGUCGAUAGAACACCAAAUGAUUCGUACACAACAGACCAAGUGUCUGUGCCCUACAAGAGAGCGGUGUCAUUCUUCCCUGACGAGCGCAAAAGCAUUACCAAUCUUUCAUUCAGCAGUGAGCCAUCCAAGGGAAAGAGCAAGAAAUUCUUCAACAAACUCCAGUUCUGGCGAAAAACUAGAGCCGAGGAGAAACCACCGAGAUUCUUCAGACAGUCUCGCGAGUAUACUCUGUCAUCCGAGUCCUUCGAUAACCAGGACAAUGGAUUAGAAAUCACAGCUAAUAACAAAUCCCCCAGCCCACAUGUCGCCAACGAGAAGCUUGUGGUCGAGACCCAAGUGGACUCGAAUAAUAUUUGUGAGGUUCCGCCUCUGGACCACCCUCUAUUCCUCAGCAAUAAUCAUAGGCGUGAUGUAUCUGGAAACACCAUUCCCUCCGCCACCAGCAUGGAUACCCCACAAAUGCAAGUCUCUUCGAGCAAUGACAGCUACUUCCGUCGCACGCGUCCAGAGUCUGUUGUGUCGCAAAUCAGCCAGUACAGCCAAGGAAGCCAGUUAUACCCAAUGUCAGAAUCCGAAAUAGACAUGCUAGAUGCAACAGACAUCGAAGACGAAUAUUUGGACGACGAAGGUGUCUACGAAUCUUCCAUCAACACAUCUCACCACGAUCUUUCACAUCUCAAGGUCACCCAUCUUUCUCAGGGUCCUCCAAGCAAGAAAAAACGUUCACUAGGGCCACGCAGCCUGUCAGAUGGCCUGAUAAUAUCCCUCGGCAUGAUCAAAACCAAAAAGUAUUCGCUUUCACAAGUUUCAAGCAACUCUUCCGACGAGAGCAGUGCUCGUUCGAAGCUCAUUGACAGAUACUACGAUGACAGUGGUCCACCUACAAGACCUAUCUCUCCACGCACCAAGAUUUCGCGCAAGGGUCAUCCCAAGCUUCGUCCGCUGCGGUCGAUCAGCUCAACCAAAUCAUCGUCCAGUCAAACACAAGUUCUCAAUCCUCUGCCAAUUUUCCCUGCCAUUUCUCCUACCAAUGGUACUAUACCUAGGUCGCACUCACCACCCGUUUAUAAUAUGAGCAAGAUAGCCAACAAGGGGACAAAUUCCAUGAAUGGAAUUUUGGCACCCAAGAAAAGUGAAGCAAACGGCAACAUGCUUGCUAACGGCACUGCCAACGGAACUUCUAGCCCACUGUUUGAUACUGUGCAAGUUGAUAGUAGGGUAUGGAAGCGUGACAAUAUGAACGGGACUGGCACUCCGCGGCGGUUUGAGUUCAUCAACGAAGAAGAGGAGGAAGAUGAUGACGAGAAAUAG
This is a messenger RNA of Sungouiella intermedia, 2688 nucleotides long. NCBI's taxonomy places the organism in Eukaryota, Fungi, Ascomycota, Pichiomycetes, Serinales, Metschnikowiaceae. The record is from the annotation of a GenBank genome assembly.